AUGGGAGACUCAGCCAGCCCCCAUUCCUCAGCCCCGCCACCGACGACGGGAGGACGGCCACAGCCGCGCCUAGACACAAGAAACCUUGGUUCUCUACCGCCGAACGACCAUGUCGAUAUCCAUGGCCCACAUUCUCCUGCUCCGUCUCCUCGAGUCGCUGAGGAAUUCUCGACUGUGCAUGAACCUUAUAGAAGAUUUGGCACUCGACACACGCAGAAGCAUGACCUUGGCCCAAAAUGGCACAAGGAGUACUCCGAGAUAGACGUAUUCGGCGGGAGGGUCCUGAUCAUCGAUUUCGUCAAACAGGGCCCAUGGAGCAUGGAACUAAUUGCUUUCUCUUGGGCGUUAGAUGACUGCAAAGUCGGAAUGCGCAAAGUAGCCGCGCAGGAAAUCUACGACCUCGAACACCUCCGUAGGGUAUACACCAAUCAGGAACGAAAUGACGAAGCCGUGCUGCGUGUCUUCCAUGUCCAGAAUGCAGAGUGGGCCACCAAUUAUCUCCUUCGCAAGUUCAAUAUCGACAACCGAGACGAUCUUGUCGGCACCAACUUUGGCCGUUAUGUCCGCCACAGGCGCCCCGAACGACGCGGAGGGAAGCCCUUCCUGAGCGGGAAGACGUGGAAGGUACAAUAUGACCCCUGGCGCGGGAUUAGCAAGACGUCCUUUGGCCUGGAUUAUUUCAAACAACACCGUUGCCAUGAACCGACGGAGCGCAAAGCGAGGGCCCGGCAUGAGCAGGAUGAUAGCCUGAAGAUGAUGGAGCUGAAUUGUUUCGAUGAAAACGAUAAUCCCAAAUACGGCUAUGAUGUCUAUGUCCAACGCGUCAGUUGUUAUAUCCAACACAAACAGACCUCCAUUGAGGUACCUACGAAUCCGGAUAUCAAGAACCCUUACAUCAUUGAACCCGCGAAAACCGACAGUGCGAAAAAUCGCCUGAAGAACGAAUACAUCCCGCGCCUCAACACACUCGAUAACGGCAACGCUAUUCUCAUAUUUGAUAAUUCACACAACAACAGCAUCGAGGAUACCUUGAUUGGUGCACGAGGCGUCUGGGAAUCGCGCUGGCGCCGACUCCCUUUCUUCCUGGCAUUCGAAUCUCGCGACCUCGUUGCCACGGACGAGCAGCUUGCAUUCCAGUGCUCGAGGAUCAUCCUAGAGGAUAUUUUCAAGGCACUGGUGCUGGAGUGGGAUGCUUUUUUGGAUCUUGCAAUGGACCACGUUAGUAUUUUGGAAGACAAGAUCUACGAAGAGCCAGCCGACGAGACGAGGGCACCAGAGCUGUGGCUGAAUUCAAGUAUUUGGCUGAAGGUAGAAAAGCUGCUGUUUAUACAUAUUGAUAUUAUCAAAGAGAUGCGUCCAAGAUUAAGGGAAUUGGAUGAUGAUCUGGACACCGACGAUACGUGGCUCGACAGUAUCCCAGGAGAUUAUGAUAGACUUAGCACGUUGGUUGAAGAGGACUUGGUCAAGCCAACUAAGACUUUAAUUUCGCUACUCUAUCAAAGCGUGUCAAUUCGCGAUAGCAGACAUAGCAUCCAACUUGGAGUCAGCAUGUGGCGAUUGAGUUGGAUAACAUUUAUCUUCUUGCCCCUAACAUUCAUAGUUGGCUUUUUCGGUAUGAAUGUCGACACAUUUGCCGAUAACCCUAGCAUAAAGUGGUACUUUAUAUCAUGCGUGCCCUUCAUGCUCUGUGUGCUCGCCGCUUGGUACGUUGUCAAGCAUAUCAUCGCCCGCCAGCGCCAAACCCCUUACCAGCGUGGAAUUUAUGAGAACUUCUUUCACGAAAUGGCUACUGAGAACCCCUCCUUGUGGUCUCGUAUGGGUCCUCGUGAAUAUGUCCGCCCAGAGGGUCACAUCGCUCGCCUCAAAUGGCAUCUCGUCAAACGUUGGAGCGCGCCCGAAAGGACUAUUCUGGCGAGUCCCAAAUCGGACGACGAGGGUGUCGAUAGCCUGGGUGCCGUGUCGAAGCUUAAACGCUACUUGAUCUGUCGUUGGACUGCGCAGAUCGCUGCUAACCAGGCUGUCGAUCCAUCUUCUGCUAGCUCUCUCGAAGCCGGUCAGGUAGACUAUGGCAUAGAAGCUGAGGGCUUAGUCGAAGGGUCUCAUGUUGUUGCAGAAGGACUGGCAGAGGCGGCAGAGACACUGGUCAUACCGGCAACACCCGUCGUCGAAGGAGCGUUUGCAUUUGAAAAAUCUGCAAGUCAAUUGCCUGUACCCGCCACAGGAACUCAUGGUGGUGAAGAACGGCUCUCACGAAUAUGGUCCCGCCGCCACCUCAAUCAGAAUAGCAAUAGCAGCGACAAUAGGAGUAGUGGCAUCUUGGUUGAAGAGGAGGAUUUCCGCUGGCUCAGUGAGCAGGGAAAGGAAGGGAAGCGAUUCAAGUGGAGGUCAUCAAGUUCAAGAGAUCGGAGUGAGGCAAGGAAGGAAAUGGAGGCGGGAGAGGACGAAGCAGACAAGGAGAAUAAGCAAGAAGGGAAUGCGAGUGGUACUGAUGGUCAUGGAGGAGCUGUCACUAGCAAUGAUAAUGCUGGCGAGCAGAGCCCUGAGGAGACUCACCCAAAGACUUGA
Messenger RNA from Histoplasma capsulatum G186AR, 2565 nucleotides. RefSeq lists its product as uncharacterized. The record is from RefSeq and is a predicted model, not a curated record. Gene Ontology annotation, molecular function: metal ion transmembrane transporter activity. Gene Ontology annotation, cellular component: membrane. Gene Ontology annotation, biological process: transmembrane transport; metal ion transport. NCBI's taxonomy places the organism in Eukaryota, Fungi, Ascomycota, Eurotiomycetes, Onygenales, Ajellomycetaceae. Bases 1 to 2565 code for a protein of 854 amino acids. The transcript is spliced from 8 exons.